Molecule: messenger RNA, 5348 nt
Organism: Dreissena polymorpha
Lineage: Eukaryota; Metazoa; Mollusca; Bivalvia; Myida; Dreissenidae
Exons: 32
Coding region: 25-3372 (1115 amino acids)
Molecular function (GO): protein binding
Source: RefSeq, a predicted model, not a curated record
UCUACUCGCCUGUUUAUUUUCAAGAUGUCGGCGCUCAUGCGUUGUUCACGUUUGUCGCAAGUUUUGACAACUUUGCGUUCAUCAGGAAGAUGUUUAAGUAUACAAUGGCAGCGAAUACAAGACAAACAACACGUAAAAAAUCAUGUGUCUGAAAAACAGCACUUAUUGAAGCCUAUAGGUUACCAAAUUGUUUCCUUCAGCACUCAUGCAACAAAAUCAACUGACAAAACUCCAGAACAAGUCACAGAGGAUACCGUACAGCAAAUUGAAGCAUCUAAAACUGAUUCAGGAAAUGUUGAACAGUCACAAAAAAUUAUUAGGAAGAGGGACUUGAUAAGUUUGAACAAAGUGGAGAUUCCACCAAAUUUUCCAGCAUCUAAAUAUUGGAAAUCUUUUAAAUUUGAGGGUGAAGUGGAUUGGAAGUUCCUGGAAAAUCAGUUGAUAAUUAUGCAGGAAAAAGCAGAUUAUGUGUCUACGUUUUUCUUUCAUAAAGUCAUGAGGGCAACUCUGCUUAAAGAUGAUUACUCUGAGGACCUUGCUAUGACUUUAUUGAACCUGACUGGACGAGCAGGUCUGAAGAUCGGACAGAAGGAGCUGCAGAAAUGGACAAAAUACCUGGACAAUAGAUUCCAUGAAAAAGAGCCUCAGCACAAUGUGCGCUACUACAACAUGGUACUGAAGAUGAUGUUGGAAAAUGGUGCAGAUUUCUCCGUGCUAGAGUUCCUAAGCAGAAUGGAAAAAUACAAUGUGGCUCCAAAUAGGGUCACCCUGGGUCGCUGCUUGAUGAAAUACGCAGAAAAAGGUGAUAUGGAGGCAGCUAAUGAGAUUCUGGAGCACAUGAAGACCACCCAGAUGCCAGUGUCCAAGAAAGUCUACGCAUCUAUUAUACAGGGACAUUUCCGCGCUGGAAACUAUGACACAGCCAUGGCCUUGUUUAGAGAUACCAAGAAUGUUGGAUUUGAGAUGGAUUCUCAUUCCUAUCACAACGCAAUCCUGGGAAACAUUCAAGCCAAUAAUUUACCUGUUGUCAAACAGUUGUUACAAGAGGCCAAGGAGACCAGUAAUGAGCUCUCAGAUGCAUCUCUAUGCAGUCUCAUAGAAAGCUCUGCAAUGUUCGACAAACCGGAAUUCUGUGACUUUUUCAUUAAAGAGCUUGCAUCUGUGAGCACCUUCCACUACCACAAGGCGUUUGAGGUCCUCAUAACUGUUCUCAGAAAAGGUUACUUUGACAUGGGCCUCAAGUUCUUCUCCAGUCUCACUGAUCCACAUCCCAAUAUUAUGAUGAACGCGAUGUGCUUCUCUAACAUGCCUGCACAUCAGGAGGCUAGAUUCCUACGGCAUUUGAAAAAGGAUAGUGAAGAGGGACAUACAAAUUUGUUCAUUGACUACAUUGGUCGAUGUUUGGAGCACUACAACUAUGGAUCGGCUAUUCAAAUGUUGCCAUAUUUGAAAGAAGAGCAUGAAAAGCUGCCUCACAUGGGUUUCUACCCGUUAGUUAUCUACUUCAAAGAUCAUGCUGCUAACUAUGCAGAAGAACUGAAGAAAAAAGUGCUGCCCCACAUGCCUGUAUCUAUGGAGAUGGUGUUCUUGCUGCAGGCGUUUUGGCCCUCAGAGGGUGGUAGUCUGUUGGAGGCACUAGAGAAGCACAGCCCACUGAGUGCAGGACAGGUCAAUGCCCUGAGGUUGGAUGAAGCACUUAAAUCAGAGGGGCCAGUGAAAGCUGCUAGCAUGUUGUCUGGCAUGGGAAACAUUGAUGAUAUACCAUACACGGUAGAACUUAACAAGAGGAGCCUUCUUGCGCAGUCACUCUCCCGCUUCACAGGUGAACCUGUAGCCAAAUGGAGGGACCAGUUAAAGUUUGCAGCCGCAUUAAAAGAGAAGGACGUCUUAAUUCCUGUUCAUUUAAUAGUGUCAAGUGCAAUGACUGCAAAGGUGGAUCCAGUGGAAAUCAAGGAUGAACUGUUAAAACUGGGUUUGAUGUUGACCCGCAUGAAUUUAGAAAAAGGUUUGGGCAAGUUUGACCAAGUUUUGACAGACGAGGAAAGGAAGAAACUUACUGAAGUGGAGAACAUUGAUUAUAGCAAGAUGAGCCUAGAGGAGUUGAAGGCGCUGGCCCUGUUCCACAAUUCCAAGGUUUCCUUCCGACAUAGCAUGCUGAUAAAGGCUGGCAUCGCUCAGGAUUUCAAGUUAGUUGGAGAGGUGUUGGAGAGGAACCUGAAUUUUGAGAAAUCAAACAAAUUCCUGGUGCAUCGAAUUCGUGCUGAGUACGCCCUCAAGUGGAAGAAUAACCCUAUGGAGGCCUUCACAAUCCUCAAGAAAUGCGCUGAUGACAUAACUGUGACCAAAGGUUUAGUCAAUACUGUACCAUACCUUGUAUUCAGACACUCGCUUGCUUGGGAGUUAUGGAGAGCUGGACAUUGUGAAGAGGCGAUAGAAACGUUUGCACUGUCUAGCAAAUCGUCACGCCUUGAUGGGGUUGAAUAUUUUCCUAAUAGAAAUAAGGACUUCAUGUGGUUUGAUCACCCUCCACAGAGCCCUGACCAGAUGUUUCGGCUAGUGUCAGCAAUGUGCAAGGCGGAUCUGUUUAAAAUCAAGUACUGGAGACAGGAUGUGCUAGACAAGCUUCUUAAAGCAAUGAACAAGAGUGACCUGACUCAGGUGCUGAAGACACUACCUGUUGCAGCGGAGCUGCUUAGCAGGACCAACCCUGAAGUAGUGGGGUGUAUCAUGGACCUAUUCAAGCCUUUCCUCAACAAGCGUGCUGACCUGAAGGCCUUGUUUGAGGAGUGCACAAAGCAUUUCGAGGAGAAGACAGCACUGGUGGCCCUUGCGGCUGUGCAUCUAGAGGUGGCAGAGCUGGUCAAGUUCCAGAAAAUCAUGCAGACACCUGGCCUGAUGCUGGACCCAAUUAUGUUAAAACAGGUGUUCCUGAGAUGGAAAGAAAACAAUCCAUCUCUGAUAGAAGAGUUUGCAGACCUAACUAAAGGACUCCCAGGCAAUGUGAGCGAUGCAAAGGACCUUUGUGAGCUGUUACACAGGUGUAAUAAGACAGAUGCAACGGAAAAAGAUGUUGAUGACUGUGUCUCAUUCUUCAAUGAGAAGUUUGGCAGCAACAUGACGGUGGUGUUGCGAGACCGAUAUACGGCCGGGGCUUACUUGUCCUUCCUAAGACAACACGGCCGCCCGCUACCCUUUGACAUGGACAUCCUUAAGAACCCCCUCAAGUUCAAACAGUCACUAAGACAGCAACAGCAACGACAAGCGAGGCGUGAACAGUUUUCUGAGACAUUAAAAGGAGAGGAUGAGGAAGGGAGUGUCCAGUUGAUAGACCUUCUCUCCACCAUCGACAAGCGUAAGAGGGCAGACCAAUAGGCGUCCACACUGCUAUCUAUGACAGCAUCUACAUAGGUGUCAUCACAGGCUUUUGUAUUGGUGGCUUUAAAGGUUUUAGUGAAGAGUUCAGAAUGUGUAUUCUGAGGACUAGAAUAAGAGAGGGCUGUAUUCAGAUGCCAUUUCAAGACUUUAUAUUAAGACUAAGGAAUAUUUUUUAUGUGUUUUUUGUAAGCUUACAGUUUAAUAUUGCAUUUGCAUUUCUCUGCUUAAAAUACAUUACCAUCUGUAUUUAGAACAUUUUAUAUUGAUUAGACAACAAUAGAACUACAUGUAUGCAUAUUUGCAAAUGACUUUAAUUGUUCUGAAGUCUUUAUCCUCAAGUGUAGGAAGUGGUUGGUGAGUGUUGAUCAAGAUCUAUGCAUGGCUUCUGUUGGUAGGAGAUAAAGGGGAAAAAAUAGCUUGUGAAUUUGUGUAAGGUUGGUCCUCUACCUAUACAUAAUUGGGGAAAAUAAAAUACCCACUGCAUAAAAUACCACAGCAAAGUUUAUAGGUGUGUUUGCUUGUAUUGGAUGGUAUUCAUUUAAAAACUUUUGGACAAAGUGAAAGUUACUGGUUUUCCCCUAUAUAAACAUUUCUACAUGAAGUAGGGGACCACCAGACUUUCAUAAUAUUCCGUAUGAUAUUGAUUCUUACUGUGCAUAUUUUGUUCUAUGUUUUACACUGUGUUUAAUUUAGUCAGAAUGUGCUGUAUUGGUAUCCUUUAUUGAAUGGUUAGUAUUUUGUAAUUGGAGCGUGUAUGUCUUAUUUUGUUUGAUGUGUAAAAAAAUAAUUUAUUGUACAGUACAAGUGAAGAAUACAUGUGUGACUUAAAAAUUUUAAUUAUGCACAUUAAAUAGGCUUUGUAUUUCAAAGCAUUUUACAGAAAAUCUAUCUUACAAUAAACUAACAUAUGUUGUCAAUUUGAUUACAUGUAUACCAAGAGCUCCAGAUAAGAGGCGUAUCUGCGUAUUUACGCAUUGAAAAAAUAUAAUAACGCAUUAAAAAUCGGCCCAGUACAUAACAAAACGCAAUACAAAUCUUGUUACGUAUUUUUAGUGUAAGUUAACAUUUGAAGCAAAAGUAAGUCAAUCAAAAUAAGGUUGUAAUAAAAAUGGCGGCCCAUCAUGUUUGUGGAUGAAAAAGGGAUGUUUUAAGCGACCAGCGGCUCCUGCAGGAAUAUUUUUAAAGAAAGUCUGUUAAUAUCGUCAUUUUAAAUUCAUUUUGUUUGCAUUUAAUAAUAUAAACAACAAAUAUUAAUAUUUCUAGAUUAAACACGCCAUUUACUUUGUCAGUUUUCUAUGGAAAUGGAAAAUACCCAUAAAUAUUUCUAAAUACCCUUAAUUGCUGAAACAAAGGAGUAAAAUACGCUUUAACAAUAAUAUCAGGGGGUUAAAUACCCUUUAGACUAAAUCCUUAUCUGGAGCUCUGUGUAUACCUAUGUACAUGCUCUGUGUAUACCUAUGUACAUGCUCUGUGUAUACCUAUAUACAUGCAUUUCUUGAAGCAUAAGAUAAUACAGAAUAUGCAGAUUUCACAAAUAAAACACUAUAUGAUCUAUGAAUAGAAUAGAGUUGACCUGUUGUUGAAUUUAUUACUUCAAGCAUAGCAUGUUAUUUCACAUUAUAAACAACAUGCUAUGUAUUUUUGUUUGUUCUUGAUGUCUUGUUUGUUUCUACUGAUGACAGUAGUCAACCUGUACUUAUCUGUGCAUUAUUAAGAACUGAAAGUAAAAUGGUUUUUGUCAGUAUGCACACUGUAUGUUUUUAGAAAACAAAUGAAGGGAAAUCUCUCUCCUGUGGGAUACAUUAUGUCUAAAAGAUAAAGUAAAAUUUGAAACUAGUAUAAAAAGAUGAGAUAAGAGUAUAAGAUUCAGAAAUUCCUUGAAUAUUAACAUGUGAUUGUUUAUUUCACAUACUAGUAGUUAUUAAAUUGUUUCUAAUUACUUUGCGAUUUUGGUAAUAAAAUGUAAAAUAUAA